This is a messenger RNA of Rhagoletis zephyria (snowberry fruit fly), 1231 nucleotides long. RefSeq lists its product as uncharacterized. The record is from RefSeq and is a predicted model, not a curated record. NCBI's taxonomy places the organism in Eukaryota, Metazoa, Arthropoda, Insecta, Diptera, Tephritidae.
AAUUUGAUUUUUUGCGUAUGGUGUUUAUUAAUUUGUCAAUUGCAAUUUGUUGACUUCAGUCGCUGGUGGAAUUUAGAGUUGUGAAGUGGUCGCUCCUUUUCGAGAUUUACAAAUACUUAUUUUACUCGUAUAACAGUACAUAUUAUUUUAUUAUUAUUUUCUUUUUUGCAAUGUCAUCGAGUUCAAACAAAUUCACCAUUUAUGGUGUCCUUUUGGUUAUAGUGUGCGCUGUACAACAGCUUAUGGCUGCUGAUCAAGCUGUCGAUCCAGCAUUGCCCCGCACUUGUUAUAGCUGUGAAGGUAUUAAUUGUUUGCGCGUGACAAAGUUGAAUGUUACCACGGAAUGUGAGGAUCUACUGGAUUAUUGUGCCACCGUGUUUAGAGGAUUUACCGUUGUUGCUCGCGGCUGUUAUACCGAUCUGGCACCCAACUACCGUGAGAAAUGCGACUUAGCCGAUCAUCCAGAGUGUGUGAAAUGUUUCGGUAAUCGUUGCAAUGACAAAGGACGUGCCGAUUUCAAAUGUAUCGAAUGCAAGUCGAUCGAGAACAAGAAGUGUGCUACCGAUACUAGCGACUUAACUGCCGUACAAUGUCCCAUACCCACUGCACAAAAUUCCUAUUGCUAUGUACGUGAAUCGAGCGAAGAGGGCACUACCCGUGGCUGCUUUGUACAUUUGCGUGAGCAGCAGGUGUGUCUCAGUGACCCCAAAUGUUCUAUGUGUUUGAGCGAUGAUGCGGAAGCUUGCAACACCUACACAGUGGCUGCACAGUCUACUAGUGGCACCAGUAGUAGCCUAACCAAGGGAAAUAUUGCUUCUAUUGGCAUCUUUACACUGCUGGCUUUCGCACCACGGUCUAUUUAAUAUGAAUCUAGUCGUCUUAUUUUCGAUUAUGUAUUUUUUUUAAUCAAAUUUUGUAAGAAGUAAAGUAUACCAUAAAAGCGGCGUAAACACGUUUGCGAUAACAAAAUGGUAUAAAAUUUAUUGAAAGUAUACCAAUUAUGUACAGUACUGUAAGACGAUAAUAAAUCUAGUUGUUUUAUAGGUAACAGGGGGUGUGAGAGUUGGAGAGAGUUUACGGAGUGCACUUUGUACGCUUACGUAUUUUUGUUUUCAUAUUCACACGAGUAUUAAUGGGUUGCACUUACGCGUUUAACAUACGAUUUGUAAAUAUACAUAGUACUUAAGUCUUAUAUUUUUACUUUUCUAAUAUCCUUUAAAAAAAUUAUAAA